Molecule: messenger RNA, 1136 nt
Organism: Asterias rubens (European starfish)
Lineage: Eukaryota; Metazoa; Echinodermata; Asteroidea; Forcipulatida; Asteriidae
Product: E3 ubiquitin-protein ligase RNF181-like
Exons: 5
Coding region: 1-390 (129 amino acids)
Source: RefSeq, a predicted model, not a curated record
AUGACGCAGUUACUACUAAAUGAUGUCCGAUCUUUUGCCGCCAGCUUUGAAGGAUUUGAUUUUUGGGGCGAGGAGAGAAAAGGUCCUCCAGCCUCUAAGGAUGUGAUUGCAAAGUUACAAGAAAAAGUUGUCGGUGUAAAUGAAGAUUCCAGAUGUCCAAUUUGUCUAGUUGAAUACAGCGCCGGUGAAAAAUGCAAACAGCUUCCCUGCAAACACGACUUCCAUCCGACCUGCAUCUUGCCGUGGCUUGGACAAACCAACACAUGUCCCGUCUGUCGACACGAACUGCCAACUGACGAUGAAGGUUAUGAAGAAUAUAGGAGAGAAAAGGCCAGAGCAAAACAGAGGGAGUUUGAAAGAGAAUCUCUGCACAGCGCUAUGUAUUCAUAAUAGAAGAGUUUGAAGGUGUGGCUAGGAAUGUUUUAAUGUAGAGAAAGUGAACUAAAGGAGGAACAUUGAGUUACAUCGGUAGGUGAUGUAUCAAAAGUAUUCUUCCAAAGUUCAGAGGGGGUGACAGGGUUUGCCCAAAUCAGCACCUCAGCAAGUAAUAUUUUAAAGGAGCUUUCUACCAUCAUUAUUUCAAACUGUGUGAGUUUAAUGUAAAUCUGUGGACAUUGCGUUUUGUGUCCUACAAAAGUACCCGGACCCGUUUAAUUUUGUGGUUUUUUUCUGGCAUUCUUUAAUUGCGAGCAAUGUAAGGCAACUUUAUUUUGUAGUCAGUGACUGUUCGAGUGAUAAGAUAUCUAGAAGAUCUUUGACCCUGUGACUUUUAAACGCCUUGCCGAUCUCGAGUCCAUCAGACAAAUGUCAACUUUAAGGCCAGUAUUCGCACUUAAAGGGAGGGUACCCCUUUGGUAAUUACUCAAAAAAAUAAAUUGCCAUAAAAACUUCCCUGGUAAGAAGCACACUUGCAGCUGUUGGUAAUGUGUAACAAUUUGGAAACAACUACCUUCAAAGGAAUGUCAAAGAGGGAUUCAAAAUUAAUAUUUGAAAUAUUUCUCAGUCUUCAAGUUUGUUAGAAAAGAAAGUUAAAAUCUCAGAGCAACGUUUCAGGAGAGUUACGUAUACGUUGUCUCCUGAGACGAAAGUUAUUUUCCUGACAUUGUUUACUCAUUUCUCAAAAACUACAACACCUC